Molecule: messenger RNA, 1143 nt
Organism: Naegleria lovaniensis
Lineage: Eukaryota; Heterolobosea; Eutetramitea; Acrasida; Naegleriidae
Exons: 1
Coding region: 1-1143 (380 amino acids)
Source: RefSeq, a predicted model, not a curated record
AUGAUGAUGAGAAUGCCAUGCAGCAGCAGUACUGCAACUACUACAAACACAUCCUUUGCCACAAACGUAGAGACUGACCGUACCUCCCUCGAUGCCACAGAAAACAGUUCAACCAGUUGGUUUCUCUUCAUGAAACAGUUGUUUCUUGAUCAAAGUUCGAUUGAUCCUUUUACUGUCUUUGAUUUGUAUUUCCCCUCCCAACAAAGCAUGAUGAUGCAGCAGAGCCCAAUCAUCAUGACCAUGAAUGAAUCUAGAAACGUAUUGAUCAACACAGAAAAUGUGAUGAAUUGUUGCCAAACGACACCUUUAGUCUUGUCUCCAGCUACUACUACUACCAUAGAUACUACUGCCGGCAGUAAUUAUCAAGCGACACGAACGAACUGGGAGGCACCCGUGAAUCUUGAAGAAAGUACUGCAGCUUUGUUUUCGGCCAACACUUUUUCAGAAGAUUCUGAGCCAUCAACCUUCAUGAAUCUUGAAGAGAAUAUGCAAUGCAUUGAAGAGUUGAAGCAUGUCUUGAUGAUGAAUGGUUUUAUACAACAAGAGCAACCGUUAGCAUCGUCACACAUGAUCUCGAGUGACCUAGGUACAUUCAUGAGUCAAUCUUUUGAUUUGUAUGACUCAUCAUUGGAAACCGAUGAAGAGACCAGUCUUCCUUCAUUCUCUGAGUCAAGUUUUGAUUCUAACAACAAUCACAAUACCAAUUCAACAAUUCCUCCUUCGCCUGUAAUCUCUCCCUUAUCAGUUCCAAAUGUAAAUUCCCAUUUAGAAUCCUCUUCCUCUUCCACCUUUAUUAAGGAAAACUCUGAAAAGCCAACUGGCAAAUCUUCGAAAGCAACCACCUCUAAAAUUUCGAAACCAUCCAAGAUGACCAUAAAAAGGAAUGUCAAGAAAAAUCCACGACUCAUUUUUGAGAAGGAAUGCAGAGAACAACGACCUCUCGAGUUUGAUAUCAUUACCACUGAAGAAAUGGCUCGAAAAGUAUCAGGAACUGCCUUGAAACAAAGGGGAAGACCAAAAAGGAACAGAAAUCAAUUCAUAGGUCAGCAACACACUCAAUAUUCCAAUGAUUCUCCAUCAUCGAGUGCUCCUGUUCAUUUUGUUUCGAAUUGUUACGACAAGUGCAGUAAAAUUUUCAAAUAA